AUGCAUUCCUCGCGUGUUAGGUACUCAUUGGUCAAACAUAGGAACGUGUUGCAAGUGUACAAAGUUGCAAGAAGAUGUUUCGGCACAGAUGUUCAGUACAAACCUAUCAGGAGCGUCCUGGUUGCCAAUCGAGGAGAAAUUGCCAUUCGUGUAUUUCGAGCAUGUACCGAACUAGGAAUCCGUUCGGUGGCCAUUUAUUCCGAACAGGACAAGAUGCAGAUGCACAGGCAAAAAGCGGACGAGGGUUACGUGGUUGGCAGAGGGCUUCCUCCUGUCCAGGCUUAUUUAAGUAUUCCGGAAAUCAUCAGAGUCGCGAAGGAGAACGAUGUGGACGCCAUUCACCCUGGUUAUGGCUUCCUCUCCGAGCGAUCGGAUUUCGCGGAGGCAGUGAUCAAUGCUGGAAUAAGAUUCAUCGGUCCCAGUCCGAAAGUUGUCCAACAAAUGGGUGACAAGGUAGCUGCGAGGCAAGCUGCGAUAGACGCUGGAGUGCCAAUUGUUCCAGGAACAGAUGGACCAGUCACCACGUCUGACGAAGCGAUGGAAUUCUGCAUGAAACAUGGACUUCCGGUGAUAUUCAAAGCUGCCUACGGUGGAGGUGGAAGAGGGAUGAGAGUCGUGAGACAAAUGGAAGAAGUUCGAGAGAUGUUCGAUCGUGCUUCCUCGGAAGCGAAAGCCGCUUUCGGGAAUGGAGCGAUGUUCAUUGAGAAAUUCAUCGAGAGGCCAAGGCACAUCGAGGUGCAACUAUUGGGAGACAAGGCUGGCAAUGUCGUUCAUCUUUACGAACGUGAUUGUUCCGUCCAACGUCGUCAUCAAAAGGUCGUCGAGAUUGCUCCUGCGCCAAGCUUAGAUCCUAAGAUCAGGAACAAAAUGACAGAACAUGCUGUUAGAUUGGCGAAGCAUGUUGGUUACUCGAAUGCUGGCACCGUGGAAUUUUUGGCCGAUGAAUCCGGAAAUUUCUACUUUAUCGAAGUCAACGCUAGGCUACAAGUCGAGCACACUGUUACGGAGGAGAUCACUGGACCAACGCAAGAUUAUGUUCUUUUUAGAAUCGAUUUGGUGCAAUCUCAAAUCCGUAUUGCUGAGGGUAUUACGUUACCUGAGCUGGGUAUGACUCAGGAGAAGAUUAUUCCCCAGGGUUUCGCCAUACAAUGCCGUGUGACAACGGAAGAUCCUGCGAAGAGCUUCCAACCGGAUACUGGAAGAAUCGAAGUGUUCCGUUCUGGAGAAGGUAUGGGUAUUCGAUUGGAUGGUGCAUCCGCAUUCGCUGGAGCCAUUAUCUCACCUUACUACGAUUCGCUUCUCGUCAAGGUUAUAGCUCACGCAGGCGACUUGCAAUCAUCUUGUGCGAAAAUGAACCGUGCUCUUCGCGAGUUCCGAGUCCGCGGAGUGAAAACCAACAUCCCAUUCCUCUUGAACGUGCUAGAAAAUCAAAAGUUCCUCAAUGGAAACGUCGACACGUACUUCAUCGACGAGAAUCCGCAGUUAUUCCAAUUUCACCCGAGUCAGAACCGUGCCCAGAAGCUGUUAAAUUAUAUUGGUUCGGUUCUGGUGAACGGGCCAAGUACUCCGUUGGCCACAUCGUUGAAACCAGCUGACAUAAAGCCUUACAUUCCUCAAGUUGCUUUAGGUAUGGUAUCCAAGCUUCGAUUGGGAACAAAUGUAAUGGAACCACCGAAAGGCUUUCGUCACAUUUACAAGGAGCAAGGUCCAGAAGCGUUCGCCAAGGCUGUCAGACAGCACAAAGGAUUACUUCUGAUGGACACCACGUUCCGAGAUGCACAUCAAUCUCUCCUAGCGACUCGUGUUAGAUCGCACGAUCUCCUAACCAUCUCGCCGUUCGUCGCCCACAAAUUCAGCAAUCUUUAUUCCCUAGAAAACUGGGGCGGUGCCACGUUCGACGUUGCUCUCAGGUUUUUGCACGAGUGUCCUUGGGAACGAUUGGAGGACAUGAGGAAGGCGAUACCAAAUAUUCCUUUCCAGAUGCUUCUCAGAGGUGCCAACGCUGUUGGCUAUACCAAUUACCCUGACAAUGUCGUUUACAAAUUCUGCGAACUGGCUGUGCAGACUGGUAUGGACGUGUUCAGAGUGUUCGAUUCGUUGAACUAUCUGCCGAAUCUGAUACUUGGCAUGGAGGCAGCUGGUGAAGCAGGAGGCAUCGUCGAGGCAGCGAUUUCAUACACGGGAGAUGUGAGCGAUCCAAAGAAGAAGAAAUACGAUCUGAAAUAUUACACGAAUUUGGCGGACGAGUUGGUGAAGGCUGGUACCCACGUGUUGGCGAUCAAGGAUAUGGCAGGUCUUUUGAAACCGAGAGCCGUUCACAUGUUGAUCGACGCGAUCAGGCAGAAGCACCCUGACGUUCCUAUUCAUGUUCAUACCCACGAUACCGCGGGUGCUGGAGUAGCAUCGAUGCUAGCUUGUGCAGAAAGCGGAGUGGACGUCGUUGACGUUGCUGUCGACAGUAUGUCUGGAAUGACGAGUCAACCAUCCAUGGGUGCUGUGGUCGCCUCUCUUAUUGGGAAGCGAAUUUGUUGCUCGGCGAUAUCAUUAAAGUUACGCCCAGCUCGAAAGUAGUUGGUGAUUUGGCACAGUUUAUGGUUCAAAAUAAACUUUCGUCUGACGAUGUGCUGAAGAGAGCUGAAGAACUCUCUUUCCCUAAAUCAGUCGUAGAAUUUCUGCAAGGUGCUAUCGGCGAACCUCACGGAGGAUUCCCUGAACCUCUUAGGCACGUUAAAUUAUUGUAUUUAAUAUGUGAUCUACUUCACAGAUGUACCAGAAAUAAUUUAUUAUUUUUUUGUAUGUCUAAAGUAUUGAAAGACAUGCCACGCGUAGAAGGAAGGCCAGGUGCAAGCCUGUUACCAUUGGACUUCGACGCUUUGAAAUCUCAAUUACAAGAAUCUCACCCCCACGUAUCGUAUAGAGACGUUAUGUCAGCCGCCCUUUAUCCUAAAGUUACGGACGAUUAUUUGAACUUCCGAGAGAAGUUUGGCCCAGUAGACAAACUAGAGACGAGAAUAUUCUUGACAGGACCAAAAGUCGGAGAAGAGUUCGAUGUGACGAUCGAGAAAGGUAAAACCUUGGCUAUCAAGACUCUGGCAGUCGCUGAGGAUCUUACGAAAAAUGGGGAGCGUGAGGUGUUCUUUGAAAUGAAUGGCCAACUCAGAUCUGUAUUCAUCAAGGAUAAAGAGGCUAUUAAGGUAAAUUUAAUCUUUGCAUAUUAGAAGCCAUAACAAUAUAAUUUGUAAUAAAUUACAUUUAUUUUAUUUUGGAAUAUUUUUAAUUUGAUUUAAUUUUUUUAUUUAAGAAAAAAAUCUCCGCUAGAAAGAAAGUAAAACAAAAUGUUAAAACUUUUAGUAAUUUAAUAUAAAUUAUUACAGCCAUCUGUAACCCAUUGAUACUUAUUUUAAAAUAUAAGUUACAGUCGGGAACAUCUACGUACAUUUACUUUUCAAAUAUUUAA
This is a messenger RNA of Heterotrigona itama, 3457 nucleotides long. Lineage: Eukaryota; Metazoa; Arthropoda; Insecta; Hymenoptera; Apidae. The record is from the annotation of a GenBank genome assembly.